This is a messenger RNA of Suillus subaureus, 1229 nucleotides long. RefSeq lists its product as uncharacterized. The record is from RefSeq and is a predicted model, not a curated record. Lineage: Eukaryota; Fungi; Basidiomycota; Agaricomycetes; Boletales; Suillaceae. The transcript is spliced from 4 exons. The coding region runs from base 218 to 1132 and encodes 304 amino acids.
UUCAGAAUUAUUAAUAUUCUAGGGGUCAUGAGUCCUAAAGGCGGUGCAGAACAAUUUUGUUUGGUUGGUUGACCCAACCAUAGCCCCAUGCCAAUACGGCCACAUCGCUCUAGAAGAGUAGUUGCCAUACCCAAAGCGCUGUAGGCCAGUCGGGCUACAUAAAAGGCCCCCUUAUUCUUUAUCUUUCCCCGCACUCCAUCUUCUUCCUUCCAUACAAAUGCGCAUCCCACUUAUCACGAGUCCUCGAUACCAAGACGUUGGUCGCCGGAAAGGCGGCGGCGGCGGCGGAAAAGGCGGCGGGAAAGGCGGCAGCAGUAGCAGCAGUGGGAAAGGUGGUGAUGCUGAGGGUGGCAGCUCAGGGAGUGGGGGUAAGACCUCAAAGGUACCCAUCACGGGUAGCUCCGCCAGCGGCAAGAGCACAGCAACGGCGUACGGAUAUGGAGGUGGGAAACCCCAAACGAUUCCCGCUGGACAGUUUUUUGCUGGGCGCACUGCUGGAGGGGCUACAAGAGCACAGAUAUACGGUACAAGAACGUAUGGCAGUGGAUAUCCUGGAUACUCUGGCUAUGGUGUCGCAGGUCGAGGAUUUCCGUUUUGGUUCUGGCUGGUUGUUUGGGGAGGAUCUUCAAAUCAAUACCUCGAUGAUUCUGAAUACGGCAAUUCUUUCAAUACCAGUAGGCUCGGUGGAUCGAUGGCACAGGCCAACUUCAUUUCGAAUACGACGGGUUCUACCUUCCAUAUACUAUCUGACAACAGUACCAUUGGCUCUUUGAUCAAUUCUAUCAACACCAAUUGCUCGUCGAAUUUGUCAUCCUCGAGUUCAAAAUCUCCAUCACCGUAUAAUUCAUCCGCUCCAGGAGGUCCUCAGCCGGAACAAGCCAUCCAGUACUACCGCUCUUCCAGCAUCGUGCUAACUUUGGAUGACUACAAUAACUCCGCUACGUUCAAUCCGAAUACCACGGACUCGCCGUUACCUUCUGGGGUUGACAUGACUCUUUUAAAUUGCUUGAACUACACCAUUGGGCAGGCUGCACCGUUAAUCGAUAGUGCCAGCUCGCGGUACAUUUCGCCACCAUGCCUUGGCUUUGCUACCCUCGUUUGGUUCCUGUGGUAUCUGGCGCACUGGGUCUAAUUCCUCAAUGUCAUCAUGUUUCAUCCCCUCGAUUUUUUCGGAUUCCCUGAUUCUUCGGCAUCAUGUUCAGUUCGGGAUCGCCCCGUUUCAGAUGAUC